Messenger RNA from Scophthalmus maximus (turbot), 1630 nucleotides. It is a transcript of the gene eef1da, whose product is annotated as eukaryotic translation elongation factor 1 delta a (guanine nucleotide exchange protein). The coding region runs from base 150 to 1544 and encodes 464 amino acids. The record is from RefSeq and is a predicted model, not a curated record. Gene Ontology annotation, cellular component: eukaryotic translation elongation factor 1 complex; cytosol. Gene Ontology annotation, molecular function: translation elongation factor activity; guanyl-nucleotide exchange factor activity. Lineage: Eukaryota; Metazoa; Chordata; Actinopteri; Pleuronectiformes; Scophthalmidae. Gene Ontology annotation, biological process: translational elongation. The transcript has 10 exons.
CGAAGCGCCCUCUCUUCUACCGUCGGAUUACGGGAGAGGCAGCACGCUACCGGACGGUCACCGAGCCAUAGAAACGUCGAAUAAAACCAACACUUCUCAGUCCUGUAACCAGAAGUGAGUAGAGAAGACGUCCACCGUGAGAGAGAGAAAUGGAUCAGUCUGGGCAAAACCCUCAGCAAAGAGGAGUCCCUCCUCAUGCCGUACCAGUCAGCGCCCUCAGGCGAGACAACGGCCCCACUCUGGAGAGAGGCAUCAUCAGCGGAGACAACGUGCAGUUCGGGAGGCUGCGCCGUGACCCGCGUCUGUCCCAGUCCGAGAGCCAGAGCUCUGGGGCCGAAGACGAGUGUUUGAGCUCCUCCUUGGAGGCGAGCGUCUCUUACGGCCAGAGCCCGAAACUGCAGGGCAUGCAGGCGGAAGUAAACUGGUACAACCACGGCGCCUACGAGCAGGCCGAGGGCAGCUACCAUCGGCGACUCGCCUCUCACAACAAAGGGCCGCUGUCCUCCUCCCCGCGGAGCCCGAACGCCAGAGGCUCCUUAACCUUCCACGCCAGACGCGGCGGCAAUCCGCAGCAGUCUCAGGCGCAGCCUGUCGCCACGGUGAAGGCCUCUGGCACCCCUCACCGCCAGUCCAGUAGAGGCCGCAACCGCACCUCCUCUGAGACGGAGCAGGGGGGCAAGGGCAGCCGGGGGCCACACCAGAGGAAGAGGGGCCCCUCUGAGACAGAAGGCAGGCCCAGAUGGGACAAUACCAAGAUGAGUGGACUCCAGUGCCUCGCCGCAGAGAACAUCUGGUUCGACAAACAGCGCUACGAUGAGGCGGAGACGCGCUUCUACGAGGGCGCCAACGGCCCGGCCACACAGCAGUUCCAGGUGAAAACGGCCCUGCAGCACGUCAAAGGGCGCCCGCAGAAACGGCAGCACAGAAACUCAUCCUCACAUGCAGCAGGAGACCAGGAGCUGGUUUCACGCAUGAAGAGCCUCGAGCUAGAAAACAAUUCUCUGCAUAAAGUGGUGGUGGAGAUGAGAGCAGCUCUGCAGAAGCUGGAGUCCAGAGUAGCUGUGCUGGAAAAAAACCCUGCACCAGCAGCCGUCCCUUGUGCUAAGACUGUUCCAGUUCAGGCUGCUCCAGCCAAAGUAGAAAAUGGCGAUGAUGACGACGACGACGACGACAUUGACUUGUUCGGCAGUGAUGAUGAAGAUGAGGAGGCAGAGCGCCUGAAGCAGGAGCGCCUGGAUGCGUAUGCAGCCAAGAAGGCCAAGAAACCCACCCUCAUUGCCAAGUCCUCAAUCCUGUUGGACGUCAAACCUUGGGACGAUGAGACGGACAUGGGGAAGCUGGAGGAGUGCGUGCGCUCGGUGCAGAUGGACGGCCUCCUGUGGGGAGCAUCCAAACUGGUGCCGGUGGGCUACGGCAUCAAGAAGCUGCAGAUCAACUGCGUGGUCGAGGACGACAAGGUCGGCACCGACAUCCUCGAGGAGGAGAUCGUCAAGUUUGAGGACUUUAUCCAGAGUGUAGAUGUCGCUGCCUUCAAUAAGAUCUAAGCUCCGCCAGUUCUUCACCUUCACCACCAAAGUGUUGCUGCUGCUCCUGGCUUACACGGUCAUUAAAUCUCAGCUUUGAGCACAAA